GUCAGCGUGACUUUAAAUAGUCUUGGAACUUCUAGAAGCUUUCUAAUUCAUGAGUACUUUUUGGGUUAAUGUUUGUAAUGACGUAGAGGAUGUGUGCGUCGAAAUUUCAGAGGUAAGAAAAAAUCACAACUUCUCAGAUUUAGCUAAGCUUUACUUUUCGUGGUCUUUUUAUCCCCACAAUAAUCAUUGUAGGUCAAGGUGAUCUUAGAACUUCGACACUAGCCUCCCAAACUCUGUCCACUUACCAGGUUUUCUGUCGCCAACCACUUUCUUCUUAACUUAACCAAUUCUUCUUCCUACACGAAGGUUCGAUUGUUUAUUAUAAUAAUACAAUUUGUACACUAAGUUUGCUUCAAACAGUUCUCCUUGGGACACACAGACGUCCCAGGAGACCUAGAAAAUGCGAAAGUUUUGGUAUCGAAUGAAUAUGGUUGUAGAGAUCUGAGUCAAGCCUUGUUAGAUUGGUGAGAAGCAAUGCUAAAAUACAUUUGAACGUAGUUUAUAUGUACAAAAAAUGCAAUGUUGUAAAGAGGUUUAAUGGCUGUUCGUUUGUUUGUUUUUAUAAGCUCUCCAAUGCAGCGAACGCAAUUGGGUCGAAUGAAACAGUCGCUGAUCAAGCGUCAAACACGUAAGUUACUUAGACAGCAUGAUUCUCUUGGUGGAUAUCUGCAUCAUGCUAUUAACAACUACUAAUUCUUCAAAUAUGAUAAACACUUUAGAAAUAGUUUCAAAUAACAAUAAAUUCAGGAGAACUCCAAUAGCCAUAAAUUUCACAAAAUAACAUCUUUUGUUACCAUAUUUACCCGUGUAUAAGUCGACCUUUUACUGCCUAAAAAUCGGUCCAAAAAAAAUUCUUCAAAUAUGAUAAACACUUUAAAAAUAGUUUUAAAUAACAAUUAAUUCAGGAGAACUCCAAUUGCCAUAAAUUUCGCAAAGUAACAUCUUUUGUUACCGUAUUUACCCGUGUACAAGUCGACCUUUAACUGCCUAAAAAUCGGUCCAAAAAAUCGCCCUCGACUUGUACAUGGGUCAAAAUCUGAGCUCGGUUACCAAGUUCCCACGCAGCGAGGCACUUUGUUUAUCGAGGCGUUUCAGAGUUACUUGAGCUUCUUUGGCGUUAAGCCUGUCUUCUAAACCUGCUUUGCAACUCUGCACAACGAUAAAGGUUCGUUAGAAAGUAGUAUGUUUGAUUUUGUAAGCUAAUUUCAAAAAUUGUGAAGAAAAUGCUGCUUACACGUGUCUCUAAAACACGCUAAAACGCUCGCGUACACGCAAUAAUAAACUUCACGUCCAAACUUGCUGUGAUUUUUUUCAUAUAACCAUAGUACCUGAAAGAAAAUUCUAAGAAAUAUAAGAUUAGUUUUUCAAGGAAAUUCUUGCCCAGGAAUAAGAAAAACCUAUUUUUGGGCUCCAAAAUGGGGGGUCGACUUAUACACGGGUAAAUACGGUACUUAUUAAAUUAUAGUUUACUGGUUCAGAUUUGUCCAUUAUUUAUAAUUUUUCACUGAUCAAAAUUUAAUUGUAAGUUCUAGUUAUUUUGGGAUUUCUCUGUAUUAUGUAGUAAAGUAGAUGAACAAAGUUUUAAACUUUUCUACUCCCCAAUAAAAAAAAGAUUGUUGCAUUAUAGCAGUUGCAUGGUCAGUUAAGUCAUUCUCUACAAACCCUAGUGAGGUUAAAAUGAACAUGUCAAUCAACAUUUCUGCAGGUUGGAAUUUUUUGUAAAACCUUUGUCUUUAAAAUAUAAUGCAGCCAAUGAAAAGAGUCGUAUCAUUCAGAAUGUUCUAGUCAAAAUAUUUAUAUGCUGAAAGCAAAACUUUUUUUUUUUGGUUUACUUCAAAAAUAAUUUAUAUUGUCACCCUUGCUUGUUUUAGCACUUGCAGUAUUUCUUUUAUCCAUGUGGGUGAAAUAAAAAAGAAUAAGAUUAAAUAUUAUAUGAGUUAAAGGUAUUAGUGAAUCAUUGUUUAAUCACAUUUUUGUUCAAGAUAAAUCUACUAUAAUAUGUCAUGUAAAUUAAAAGUUUUGUUGAUUUUGCUUGACAAAAUAAUCUUUUUUGUUUACAUCAAACUCUGGUGCUCAUGAAUAAUGUAUUUGACAAACCUACAGCAAUUUUUAAGCUAGUAUUACACUUCAAUCAGAUAGUGAUGCAUUAAACGAAAUAGAUCACGGAUUGGUUGUUUGUUUUCAGCCCUGGCAAUAUUGUGGAUUAUCUUACUGCCAGUGUUAUUGAUGAUUUAAACAAUGAAGUGGACACUGAAAUAAGGCAAGGACCACAAGUUGAUGGAAAUCAACCUUCAGGUAUAUGAAGCUUUACAAUGUGGUGAGACUAAGAGCCAAAUAGUAAACAGGCUCUAUACCAGGUUAAAAAGGGUGGGCUCAAGCAUAUUUUAAGAUCUAACUAACUUACUUAAUCUUCUUUGUGCAUCCCUCUACAUAAGGCCUUGAUUAGGGAAGGCUAUUGAUAUCUGUCAGUUGCCAGGUGGUCAAACUGCCCUCAUGUCCAGCCUCUAUCCCUCAUUUCCCUUUCUGCAGGUCUCCUCUAAGUUUUGAGUGACAAACAUAUGGGAGUCCAUUAUAAGCAUGCACCUGUGACUCUGAGACUGGCAGUUUCUUUUUCACUUUUUCCAUGUUUUUAUAUCACAUAUGCCAUACCUUAAGUGUGAGAUGUCAAAUGGCUUUUCAGGGAGACAUAUAUUUGGAUAGGGAAAACUAACAAUGAACCAAAUGAGCCUAAUCUUCUUUGGAAUAACUUUUGUUCAAUUACUUCUGGCAUAACAUGUAAACAAUUACAUCUAGUUAAUAAUAAAGAAAAUUUUUUGACUCUAUUUGAAUUUAAAGGAAGUCUUCCUAUAUUUAUCUAUAUCUAUUUAUUUAUUUAUCUACUUUUUAAAUGUUUUGGUUAACUUAAGGUAUUUCAACAUUUGUGAUGUUGUUAUCUCAUAGUUCACUCUAGGCAUCAAUCAUCAACAGAUGAAGAUUUGUUGCCAAAACAAGCACAAGAUGUGGAAAAGGUACUUUAAGUAUUGCAAGUGUUAGAUAGUAAUGUCUGAGACCUAUAUGAUGAGGAGAAAUUAUGUAAAUGUGUAGGCCAUAUGCAUGCAAACCUAAGAUGAAACCAACUCAUGCUUGUAGCUUUUUAGACAGAUGUAGGCUAAUGAUUCUUAAGCUAUUUAUUUGUAAUGAUAUUAAGUGGUAAAUGAUCAAAUUUACUUUUGAUAGAAAUGUUACUUAAUUUUUCUUUACUUAAUCAAUAACUUAAUUGGCCCGAAAUAGGGCUGUUGUUUUUUUGUUGAAAGACAAAUCAAGUUUUACCCUUAAGAUUUUAUGAACUUUUCAUUCUUUCAUUCCAGAAGUUCCAUCAUUAUUGUUGCAUUUGUACAGAAUACGUGUAUGUUCUGGUGAAUGGAUGCCACCAAAUAGCAGCACAUGAAGCAUGUGUAGAUAAAUGUGAUUCGAACCAUACAGUCUGGAACUGGUGAGUAUAAAAACAUUGAUUUGCUGAUUGAUUCAAAAUUGCAAAUUUGGGCUGAAAAUACAGAUGCAAAUAUUUAAACAUAGUGAUUCAACUGUUCUUAAGGGAAUGAUUGUUCCAGAGUACAGUACUCAUGUCCAUGUUUAUUGAACAUUUGGCUUGUAUACAUAGAAACUUAACAUACCCAACAAAACUGUGCCCUGACAUAUCAACAAUGACCAGAUCUUUAUUAACCUUCCACGGGCUUCAAUUCCAUUUUCAUAAGGUAAUGUAAUCAUGUUCAUGUCCAUUAUAAUUGAAGUCAUGGACAUGCCAAUCAGCUACAUUAAAUUGUGUAUUUUCUUACACUUUGAAGUUUAUCAACUGGCAUUUUUAAUUAAAGUUUGAGUAUCAGCUGAGUAUAAAUUUGAGUCAAGAUAAAGUAAAAUCAGUUUGAGUCAAUGAAGAGUUUGAGUAAACCAAGUUUGAGCUAGCUGAUACUGAUGAAAUGACUGAAAAAAUGGGGUGAAACUCAAGGGAUAUCAGACUUUGUUCAAGGUAGCAGAGAGUAUGAGUUAACCAGAGUUAGUGUGGUUCUUUCUUCUUAUAUCUCUUGAGAUAUUUAGUCUUAUAGAUCUCUUUCUUUUUCUUAUUGUCUUUGUCAUUUUGAGCAUGUCAAUAUUGUUCUCUUCUGUAUCGACAAAUUCUCAAAAAAUACUAUAGAUACCAACAACCAGAAUUAUUUCUUUGUGGUAGUGCUGGGUGAAAAUUCAGGGGUCAUGGAAAUUUCAGUUAGGAGGAGGAAUGGGGUUAAAAGUCUUACAAUUUUUUGUAAUAGUUGUCCAACUUGACAUCUCACUCAUGAGCUGUCAAGAUAAACACUUGAAGAGAAAUUCCAUAUCUACGCACGCCCAUGUAUUAUUCUCUAUUUACUAUAUAGAUACUGAUGAAAUACCUUGAUUUUUCCUUUUACUUAAAAAAUCAUAUCUUCAUCACGCGGUGAAGAUACUAUUUUUAUCUUUAAUGUGUAAGGAUAUUGGUGUGUCACCAUGGUUACUAACAUGAUUAGCCAAUUACAAGAGAGAUUCCCGCUCAGGCGCUCAGCCGGUUCUUUUCAAAUUUCAUUCACAAAAUGGCUUUGAGGUGUGAAGACGGUACAGUUACCGAUGACUUUCUGGAUGAGCUGCCAAAUUUUCACAUUGGUACUUUUUCCAAGCUCUUCAUAGCAUUUUGGUUACAGGCAUUUGUGAUAGGUGACCACUUUAAUUGCACUAUUUUGCUGUUUUGAAAAUGGUUUAAAGACUUAUCUUUCAUGUGGGACUUACAUCAGUAUCUAUAAAAUAAACAGAACAUUAUAUGGCCACUUGGGGUACAAAUUUUAUCUUCUCAUGCUGAAAGUAUCUCUCACGAGUGAGUGAAGCAAACAAGUGAGAGAUACUUUCAGUACUCAAAGAUAAAAUUUAUAUCCCCGUGUGGCCAUGUAGAAUGUAAAAUCCUCUACUUAACACAUGAUUUUCAUAUCAACAGUUUUCAGAGAGACAGAACUGUCAAGUGGAAUGAUUAUCCAGGUAUGAGGACUAUUCCAGGAAAUAAUUUUUUUUUCUUUUUUACUGAGCCAUAGAGACAGAUCUUAUUGGAAUUUUUACUUAGUAUUAUAUUUUUUAAACAAAACAACACUAGGCUGCGAAAUAGCAAAAGCUUUCCAAGAUUUUUUAUUAUCUUCUGAAUUGCUGUUCUCUGAAGUGUUUAACUAAGAAAGCCUGAAACUUUCCAUUACACUGUUUAUGAAAAAGGAAUAUCAAAUCUCAAAAAUGCAGCCUGAUCAAACUAACAAAUGCAACUUGAGGUAGCUUCUUUAUUCCCCAAGAAACUGAAGUUCUAAUUUGGUCCAUAUUUUCAAAAACCAUAUGUUCCAAGAUGACCAAACAAUUAUGUUUUUGAUGCAGUUUUUAAGUGAAUUUCAUUGAGUCGUCCCUUUUUGUAGCUGAUGCUGUCAUUUUCCUUGUAGAUUUCUAUUAUGUAAAUUGCUCUGUUUUCAGGAAUCUGUUCAUGUAACUAUUGAAAAUUGAAUCUGCAAACUCUCAAACCCCUAAUAUAUAAUAAUAAUAUUAUUGUGACUAGCCUAUAAUUUCUCCUUACAAUGUCACCCCUGGAUCACAUAUUUAGGUCAGGAAUAUAGAGAAAAUGAUUAUCGACUAAAGAAUCUCUUAAUUGAUAAACAAAUUCUCCUUGUCAGCACCUUGGGAGAUGUAUGAAGAACAGUAUGGAGAAUAUGCAUACUGAUGUUAGGGAGUUGAAGAGUUUGUGAUAUCAUUUCUUGUUUUUGUUUAACACAGCUGCUUCAACAUCAGCAUCUUAUGGACCCUCAUCUUAUGAUGAUAACAAGGUAUGAUUUUUGAAAUUCUGCUUUUGUUGUAAAUGGUUCAGUUAACUGUAAAAAGGGUAUUGUUUAAUUGCAACCAGCAGAUAUUUUUUUCAAAAGUGUUGAGUGACAAGAAACUAUUAUCACUAGCUAAAUGUAACAACGGGGUAAUUUAGUGUUAUCAACUGAGUUGACAACAUAAAUUGGCAACUGUUAAGAGUUUUGAAGUUGGUGUUUCAAGCAUUAGCCCCUGGUCCUCUGCUCUGACAAAGGGCUGAUGCUCAAAACGUCAGCUUUAAAACUCUUUAAUUACAGUGGCCAAUUUAGGUUAUCAACUCAGUUGAUGAUGAUAAAUUACCCUGUUUUACUUUCCCACAGAUGCAGCACCACAGUUUCUUUAGUAACUUACCCCUAUACCCCCUUUAUUUAUUUGUAUCAACGCUAUAAUUUUUUAUAGAGGGUGGGCGGGGGUGAGAGGGACUGUUAAGCUUGAUUUUUACACUCUUUCAAAAAUUUGAACUUUGUACCUUAGUGAAUAUAUUAUUAUUCAAUUUUAAAAUCAUUUUUUGUUCUCCCUUUUGAUGAUGUUUAAAUUUAUGAUGUUUGUUGGUAAUGUUAGGUCAUCAUAUCAUGGUUAAUCAUAAUUUUGUGCUUACGUAGCCUAUCUUUCUUUCAGAGGUUGUCACUGGUUUGUGACCUUUGCAAGAAAGAUGUGGUCAUCAUGAAAUUACUGUGCUGCAAUGGUGAAUACCAUGAGGAUUGCCUCAAUCAGUGUAAAGAACGGAAUUUUAAUAAAUGCCUCUACUGCCGGUGUCCUAUGCAAGAGGGUGGCAGAAGAAAUGGUGGUGGAGAAGAUUACUGGUACCUUUCAAUUCAAGAAGAAUUAGGUAAGUUGAUGUCCUUCUUAUUAAAAAUUUUAUUUACAUGUGAUGAGGCUAUAAAGUCCUUGUCUGUUGGUUUGGAAGCAUAUCUGAUGUUACAAGGCUGGAAAAAUCUCGGAGAGCAUGGCAGAAACUUAUGCAAAUACUGAUUUCUUCUGACUAUACUUUUUAAAUUUUUCUUCUUUCUUACAGCUCAGUAUGGAGAUGACCUCCCUGAUGGAGCUUUGUGCUAGUCUUAAAUAUUUCAAGACUAAAACACUUUGCAGUGAAACCACUCAGCUGCACCCUACUAAUUUAAUUACGCAUUAGUUAUUAAGUCUCAUUGUACAGUCAGCCUUCACCAUGUUUAGUUGUUCGUUUUCGUUUUUGUAUAAAUUUAGAGCUGUACUUGCAUACUACCUAACUAACUGUGUAUAACAUGUCAUAUCAUAAGAUACCCUAAAACCUCAGGGGUGGCAUCAUUGCCUUGGUUGGGGGUACACGUUCCCCG
Pocillopora meandrina is the source of this 7181-nucleotide messenger RNA. The record is from the annotation of a GenBank genome assembly. NCBI's taxonomy places the organism in Eukaryota, Metazoa, Cnidaria, Anthozoa, Scleractinia, Pocilloporidae.